UAAGGUUCAUAACAGUUCUGACGUGCAAGGAAACUCGGAAAAUCGCAUAUCAAGUGAAGACGUUCCCAAAUGGCAGUUCCUUUUAUAGGUGGUGUAAUGGUUGGUGGAUUGUGGGUAUGGAGGUACUUUAGAGGUGAAAACGAUGGUGAUGAUCCUCCUCCUACUCCUACACCAGUAACGACUUGGACGACACAAGAAACAUACGAAGCGACAGCUUCAGCCUUUUCUGUCAUCACUGGUUUAAAGAUCAUAAGCGAAAAGGAUGUACAAAAGCUGCUUGAACUAGGCAAAGAGGUGAMAGCACUCGAAAUCAAGGAUGUCUUCUACGGUCACCUCAGCUCUUCCGAGACAGAAGCUUACGACCAAGAACAACUUUACUACAUCCCGGAUUCUGCUUACGAUCCACAGUACGACUAUGACUUUACGAACUACAAGGAAGAUGACACUAACUGCACCAGAGGAGACUAUCCAUACAAGAGGCCAGCUGGAUGGAACAGAAAGGCUGUCAGAGUGAACGGCAAGUAUGAAGAUGAUGUUUGGUUGGGACAACCAGGAUGGAGGGAUGGAUCUUCUCCAGGAGAAUGGCCAGUAUCCUACCAUGGUACGAAGAUAGAUAACGUCCCCAGUAUUGUGGCCGGUGGAUACGACACCAAUAGGAGUGUACGUCAACGGUAUGGUCCUGGUAUCUACUCCACACCAGACGUUAAAGUAGCUGAAGGUUAUGCUACAAAGUUCAACUACAAAGGAGAAAACUUCAAGUGCAUUCUCCAGAACCGAGUCAACCUGAAGAAGACCAAGGAGCAUAAAACACCCGACGGGAUAUACUUUGUAACUCCUGAUAAAGACGAUAUUCGUCCUUAUGGAGUGUGUAUCAAGAAAAUCUAAACAAGCCCGGUCGAAACCAACUACGACUCCAACGAAUAUUCCAUAACUUUUUAUUUGAACAGGUAUAUUUAGGAUUAUGGAAUAGUGACUUUAGUGGAAUAUUUAGGAUUUGUCUUCGCAAAUCAAUCAAUACGACGAGAAUUAUCCUUUUCAUGUGGAGUAGACUUGUAGAGUUUAGAAAAAGAAACUCACUAGAGAAUGAACUUAUUUAGGAUUUGUCUUCGCCAAUCGAUUUUCAUAGAUAACACUUUUGUAGAGACUAAGAAAAGAAAAUAGAGCACCUGGUUGCCCCUUAGCUGCAUGCUAAUUUACAUAUGCAUAUAUUCUAGACCUUUCUGCCUUUCUCAGAAUUUUAGGGAAGUACCGAGAAAUCGGCCUUGGAUCGUAUUUGACAAAACACGCAAUCCAGAACUAGAGCAUGACUAUAGUUUGAAUACCAGUAUCUAAAAUAAAUAUUUAGUAGUAAAA
Messenger RNA from Actinia tenebrosa (Australian red waratah sea anemone), 1353 nucleotides. RefSeq lists its product as uncharacterized. The record is from RefSeq and is a predicted model, not a curated record. NCBI's taxonomy places the organism in Eukaryota, Metazoa, Cnidaria, Anthozoa, Actiniaria, Actiniidae.